AUGUCAAAGGUCAACAGUUCCAGCCUGACACCAAAAUAUUUUAUUUUAAAUGGGGUCCCUGGUUUGGAAGCUGCACACGUUUGGAUCUCCCUGCCCUUCUGCUUCAUGUACAUCAUUGCUGUUGUGGGGAACUGUGGGCUCAUCUACCUCAUCAAUCAUGAAGAGGCCCUGCACAGACCCAUGUACUACUUCCUGGCCCUGCUUGCCUUCACAGACAUCACCCUGUGCACCUCCACUGUACCCAAUAUGCUGUGCAUAUUCUGGUUUGACCUUAAGGAGAUUGACUUCCAUGCUUGCCUGGCCCAGAUGUUUUUUGUUCACAUGCUGACUGGGAUGGAGUCUGGGGUGCUCAUGCUCAUGGCCCUGGACCGUUAUGUGGCCAUCUGCUACCCCUUACGCUAUGCCACCAUCCUGACCAACUCUGUGAUUGCCAAGGCUGGCCUUGUCACCUUCUUGAGGAGUGUAAUGCUCAUUAUCCCCUUCACGGUCCUCACAAAGCGUCUGCCUUAUUGCAGGGGUAAUUUCAUUCCGCACACCUACUGUGACCACAUGUCUGUGGCCAAGGUGUCCUGUGGCAAUUUUAGGGUCAAUGCUAUCUAUGGCCUGAUGGUUGCCCUUCUAAUCGGUGUGUUUGAUAUCUGUUGUAUAUCUGUAUCAUACACUAUGAUUUUGCGGGCAGUGGUGAGUUUAUCAUCUGCAGAUGCUCGUCACAAAGCCUUUAGUACCUGUACAUCUCAUAUAUGUGCCAUUGUGAUCACCUAUGUCCCAGCUUUUUUCACUUUUUUCACUCACCGCUUUGGAGGACACAGUAUCCCUCACCACAUCCACAUUAUUAUAGCCAAUCUCUAUCUGCUACUGCCCCCUACAAUGAACCCCAUUGUAUAUGGAGUAAAGACCAAACAGAUUCGAGAAGGCGUGAUAAAAUUUUUAUUUGGAGACAAAGCUAUCAUUACCCAAGAAAAAUCAUGA
Messenger RNA from Sorex araneus (European shrew), 969 nucleotides. RefSeq names its product olfactory receptor 52N2. Gene Ontology annotation, cellular component: membrane. Lineage: Eukaryota; Metazoa; Chordata; Mammalia; Eulipotyphla; Soricidae. The transcript has a single exon. The record is from RefSeq and is a predicted model, not a curated record. Gene Ontology annotation, molecular function: G protein-coupled receptor activity; olfactory receptor activity. The coding region runs from base 1 to 969 and encodes 322 amino acids. Gene Ontology annotation, biological process: G protein-coupled receptor signaling pathway.